Molecule: messenger RNA, 1144 nt
Organism: Aplysia californica (California sea hare)
Lineage: Eukaryota; Metazoa; Mollusca; Gastropoda; Aplysiida; Aplysiidae
Exons: 5
Coding region: 348-1082 (244 amino acids)
Source: RefSeq, a predicted model, not a curated record
GUGCGAAGAAUAACAGAGGGAAAAGCAGCGCAAAGUGCUCGCUGGAUGUGAGUGGAAUUGAACCCUUGAAAAUUAGAAUGAUCUAUCGCGACUCGAAAUCAAAACUAACUUUUCAGAUCAUUAAAGAAAUUUCUCUCUCGUCUCAUGAUUUCAUGGAAGUCAAGUCAAAAAUUCUCCAAACUGGAUCAAAAAAAAAUAUUUUUAGCUAUAAAUUUGUGAACGGGGAAAGUCCUUUUCUUGAAACGGAUACAAGUGAAGUUAGACCUCUCGUAUUCCUGUGGAUACAGUUGUGAGUUAUCUAAAGACUGUAUCGGGACGGACCUUUUUCAAAAUUUGAAUCUGGAACCAUGUUGUGCGUCAUACUUAGUGCUUUGGUGAUUCUGCUGAAUGCUGUACCUACCUCCCAAAUCCAGGUGAGAAACCGGGCAUUCACACGCUCGCAAAGCGGAACCCAAGUGCUAGCGAUAGUUCGCCAAGGAGGAACCUGGACGUCUUCAUCAGUUGUUUCCUGUGCCAUGACGUGCCUGGCGACAUUUGAGGACUGCUACAGCUUUCUCUACCAAAACGCCACGAAGACAUGCACACCCGGUUCAGCGUUUUCCUUCAGUGAGCAGCCCCCUAGUCCGGCAGAGGGCAUUCUCUACCUGGCCAAAGCGUGCGACCAGUCACAGGAGUUCGUGAACCUCUGGAUAUCCGCAGGGACGACAAUCUGUGUGUACGUCUCUGAGACCACGGCCAGAUAUCACGACGCCAAGAAUAUCUGUCAAGAUAAAGGAGGUCACCUGUACGGGGCCCAGACGUUACCCAAGUAUCAACUGUUCUUGGACAUUGUAGCGGUGCAUCCGGGCGACUACAUGCUUGGGUUGACGGAUGUGGCACAGGAAGGAACCUGGACAUGGGAUGCUGACGGCACAGAGAUGUCCAGUGAGAUGCGGGAAACCAUAUUUUUCGCAAAUGAACCGAACGGUGCGACUUCACAUGAGGACUGUGCUUUUACAAAAAAACAAUACACCAAAACUUUAUUUUUUGACGUUGCUUGCAACACCCAUGCGAAGUUCAUAUGUGAGAAGCAUCACAUGUAGGCUCAGCAGACCACACACGAUUGGUGCUGGAAAGAUUAUUUUGCAUAAUAAACCUAAAUCAA